Messenger RNA from Pseudomassariella vexata, 1455 nucleotides. RefSeq lists its product as uncharacterized. The record is from RefSeq and is a predicted model, not a curated record. The coding region runs from base 1 to 1455 and encodes 484 amino acids. The transcript has 3 exons. Lineage: Eukaryota; Fungi; Ascomycota; Sordariomycetes; Amphisphaeriales; Pseudomassariaceae.
AUGUUGGCAAAGAGUGUCGUCGUGGGCCUGCUAAGCAUCGCCGCUGUGGCGGAGGCUUCAGUGAUACGGGGACCGUUCGACCAAGUACUUGGACGACGCGCAACAAGGACUCUGGCAGUCCGACAAAACAACAACGGGGGAAACAACAAUAACAACAACGGGGGGAACAACAACAACAACAACGGGGGAAACGGUGGUAAUAAUGGGGGAAACAACGGCGGUGAUGCAAGUGAGACAUGCUUGUCUGCCACUGCCUUACAGACCGGCAGCCAAAACGACGGUCUGGCGAACGCAGCCGAUGGACAGGCAGCUUCGGCAACCGACAACGCUAACUUCAUCAACUUCUGUGAUGGCCAGACCCUGACGAACGGCUUGCAGCAGAGUCAAGGUUCUUGCAACGGCAUUGUCAUGGGAAAGAUGCCCUCCCAAGACAGAAUGGUCUCGGCCAUUCUCCAGAACCCCCAGCAUAAUGACAAUCUCGAGGAGAACCAGGACUUCGACAUCCAAAUCCAGAUGGCUAACCUCGCGGCCGGUACCUUCACCAACCCCGACGAGACAUACUACGCUGCGCCUCAGGAUCUCGACGGCUCCGGCCAAGUCAUCGGCCACACUCACGUUGUCAUCCAGGACCUGGGCAACAGCAUGAACCCUACCCAGGCUCUCGACGCUACUCAAUUCGCCUUCUUCAAGGGUAUCAACGAUGCCGGAAACGGCAAUGGUCUCCUUUCGGCCACCGUCACGGGUGGUCUCCCCGCUGGAAACUACCGUGUUUGCUCCAUGACCGGUGCUGGUAACCAUCAGCCCGUCCUCAUGCCCGUCGCCCAACGUGGUGCCCAGGACGACUGCAACAAGUUCACCGUUGGCGCGGCAAACAACGACGGGACUGACGAUCAACAACAGGACGACGACCAAGCUCAGGACGACCAAACCCAGGACGACCAAACUCAAGACGACCAAACUCAAGACGACCAAACCCAAGACGACCAAACCCAGGACGACCAAAACCAAGGGCAAGGACAGGGCCAGGGAGGCUUCGGCGGAGGCUUCGGCGGAGGCCAGGGUGGUGGUUUUGGCGGAGGUAAUACCGGCUCUUUCAGCACCAGCACCAGCACAAGCACAGUUCCAACCUCUUCCAGCACAAGCACAGCCUCAGCCUCAACACAAACCAACGACGCGUCGUCAGAUGGUUCAGAAGCUAAUGAUAACAGGACGGGGACGGGGUCGCGGCAGGCAAUAGGCGGCAUAACUGCGCCAGCCGUCGAGGAUUCUGGUAACCCGGACCGACCGUUCUCUGUGAAUGGUAAUACCUUCGUCAACAAGUCGGCAGCCAUCGAACGAGCAUGCGCUAUUCAGAACAACGCUUGCGCCGACGCCGUCAACGGUGGUAAGGUGACCGGCUUCUCCGUGAGCGACUGUUUCGCCCAGAUUUCGACUUGCGAGGCAAGCCUGUCUUAG